Didymodactylos carnosus is the source of this 1284-nucleotide messenger RNA. NCBI's taxonomy places the organism in Eukaryota, Metazoa, Rotifera, Eurotatoria, Philodinida, Philodinidae. The record is from the annotation of a GenBank genome assembly.
AUGUCGAGUUGGGCAAUUUCACAACAAUCUAGUGGAAGCACUGCGUUACAUGUUGCCUCUCACUGUGGCCAUAAUGAAAUUGUUCAACUGCUAUUGGACUGUGGUGCAUCUCAAUCAAUAAAAAACAAACUUGAUUUCACUCCAUUUGAAGAAGCCCGUUCACAAGAAGCAAAGAAUAUUUUUAAACGAACUUAUGCUGGACGUUUGUUUCUCGGAAAUUUUAAUUUUAAUGAUGAUUAUAUCGAAUGGGUACUUGUGAGUUCAGAUCUAAUUAAAAAAAGAGAUUAUUUUCGAAAUAGUACAGACUCAUGGAAACUGUUUGAUCCACUAAAUAUAAGAGACACAUUGGGCGAAAUAAUCAAUUACUAUCUGAAAGAAUAUUUGGUAAAAAACGAACAAUUUUCCGUUGAACAAAUCAACAAUAUUGAGUCAGACUUUGUGGAUGCAUUUAAAAACCAGGAUGUUAUUCGUUGCAUUGUCAAGGCUUACACAUCGGCAACAACAAAUUUCUACAAAGUUCUCAAUAAACAUUUGGCUAAGCACAUAAUGAAGCAUUUCGAGAAUGAUGGCGAUUUUAUUCCGGAUUAUCGGCUCGUCCAUUGUCUGAAAAACAUUGUCGCUCUGCUCAUACAUCACCCCGAUUUUAUUAAUAAUCAUUUCAUCGGUACAACCUAUCGAGGUAUGUUGAUGACAGAAAAUGAACUUAGUCGAUAUACUGUCGGCUGUCAAAUAAUGAAUUUAACAUUUCUGUCAACAUCAAAACAACGAAAAGUUGCCGAAAUGUUUGCCGGUGAAGGUUACAACGAAGAAGAAAAUUUAAAAAAUUGUGAAAAAAUAGAACAAACAUUAGCCAAAAACUUGGCAUAUCGAGCAGUUAAAAAAUUAACAUUGAAAGUUGUAUUUACUAUAGCUGGUUUAAUAUUAGUUGCAACUAGUGUGACUGUAAGAAUAGUGCAAGAUCAACACUGUUUUAGGUGGACUGAAUAUGGUCAGACAAUCGCUGGAAUAGGGUCUAGAGCAUCCGGUCCAAAGUCAUUGGUAUUAGAUCAUCCCAAUGAUCUAUUUGUCGAUGAUAAGAAAAAUGUUUAUGUAGCUGAUGUAAAAAAUCAUCGUAUACAGAAAUCUUUCCUUCUUCAACCACCAAAUAUCUGCCCCAAUUAUUCACAAGGCAUUGUUCAUUCUCAAGUUAUUGAAUUUCAAACAAGUCAAAACACUGGUGUCCCCCCGGGACUCUUUCACACAGCAUCUCACGCAGAAAGUGGUAGGUGCACCUCACAAAAUUGA